AUGGUCGACGACGAUCACACGAAGACUACCGACGCGUCGGCUUGCUUCGACGCCUACGAUCCGAAUAAUCCGACUGGAGAGGGAGAAGGUGGAAAGUUGGAGAAGAAGCCGUCGCAGGCGAAGAAUAAACAACAAUCCGGAAAGAAGAAGGGCAAGGGAAAGAAGAAUAAGAAUACGGUGUCGGUGCAGAGUGUCGAGUGUCAACCUCCGCCUGAUAAGGAGAAGGUGUCCAACUCGAAGAAAUCGAAGCGAUCUUUGAGAGAGACGAAACAACCGACAUCGGGACCCGAAAACCAGCCACAAUCGAAUCCAGAGAAGAAGGAGAAGGUGGCGACAAUGAUUGAAGACGAAGCGACUCCGAAGGAGAAGGAAAAGGGAGAGAGACAAGAGAAGAGGACUCAGGAGGAUUCGAUUGAUAAGUAG
This is a messenger RNA of Caenorhabditis remanei, 423 nucleotides long. RefSeq lists its product as uncharacterized. The coding region runs from base 1 to 423 and encodes 140 amino acids. The record is from RefSeq and is a predicted model, not a curated record. Lineage: Eukaryota; Metazoa; Nematoda; Chromadorea; Rhabditida; Rhabditidae. The transcript has 2 exons.